AUGGGUGUCGUCGAUCAAGCUGUCUUGGAUAUGGUUUUCUCGACGCACAAGGAUCUCUGGUCAGACUUUGGCAUCUACGAGGCGAUCUCUAAAAAUCAAGGUGCAGAUGCCGAAGGCUUGGCAGCAAACAGAGUGUUCCUGAAGAAGCUCCUGCACGUGCAGCCGUCGGCAGUGCUGCUGCUGACCCAGGUCCGCCAGUCUGUCCUCCGUGUGGUAGCAGCUGACCCUACGCUCAACAAAACGAACCUGAAGAACCUCGUGUAUGCAUCCUCAAGGUUUGAUCGACUGAGUGCCAUGCUUUACCACUUGCGACGGGCAAAAAGAGAUGAACCGAAGAUGCGGCAAUUGGUGGCCAAGGCCACGGGAGACAGCCUCAAAGCC
This is a messenger RNA of Symbiodinium sp. CCMP2456, 381 nucleotides long. The record is from the annotation of a GenBank genome assembly. Lineage: Eukaryota; Dinophyceae; Suessiales; Symbiodiniaceae.